Molecule: messenger RNA, 1107 nt
Organism: Capra hircus (goat)
Lineage: Eukaryota; Metazoa; Chordata; Mammalia; Artiodactyla; Bovidae
Gene: NME4
Product: NME/NM23 nucleoside diphosphate kinase 4
Exons: 5
Coding region: 451-804 (117 amino acids)
Biological process (GO): CTP biosynthetic process; UTP biosynthetic process; GTP biosynthetic process
Molecular function (GO): nucleoside diphosphate kinase activity
Source: RefSeq, a predicted model, not a curated record
CACGUGCGGCCUCGGCGCGGGGGCCGAAGGCCCCAGAGCAGGCGGGCUGGAGAGUCGCGCCCCUGGGGUUCCUGCCCCGCGGGGCUCCAGCGCUCACCGCCGCCGUCACCGCUCACUCCCACCCAGGCCCCCACGGCCCCACUCACCUCACCUUGCUCGGGGCAGGGGGUCCGAGGGCUCCGGAGCAGGAGGAAACUAGAAGCCUGCUUUGUGCUGGCUGGGAUCCCAGCGGGCCCAGGGCUCCUGCGUGGGGAGGCUCAUUCUCAGCAAACGAACACUCCUAUCCUGAGGCGUCUUUCCUCCUGGCAUAUCCCUGCCUGGAGCCUUGAAGGAGGACCCUCCUGGACCCGGGAGCGGACGCUGGUUGCGGUGAAGCCAGACGGAGUACAGCGGCGGCUAGUCGGGGACGUGAUCCAGCGCUUUGAGAGGAGGGGCUUCAAGCUGGUGGGGAUGAAGAUGCUGCAGGCCCCAGAGAGGAUCCUUGCUGAGCACUACCAUGAUCUGCAGAGGAAGCCCUUCUACCCAGCCCUCAUCAGCUACAUGAGCUCCGGCCCCGUGGUGGCCAUGGUCUGGGAAGGCCCCAAUGUGGUCUGCACCUCGAGGGCCAUGAUAGGCCACACCAACUCCGCCAAGGCUGCCCCUGGCACCAUCCGGGGAGACUUCAGCACCCACGUCAGCAGGAAUGUCAUCCAUGCCAGCGACUCCGUGGAGAGGGCCCAGAGAGAGAUCCAGCUGUGGUUCCAGAGCAGUGAGCUGGUGGACUGGGCAGAUGAAGGCCACCUCAGCAGCAUCUAUGCAGCCUGAGCACGCAGGCGCCUGCGGUCACCCCGGCAUCCACUCAGGACCAGCUACCUCUGUCAACAAGAACUUGAGCUCACACCCACGCUCUGCCCAUCUGUCCCAGACCACCUCCCUGUCCACCUUCUGCCCCACUCCAGCCCCAGAAUGGGUUGAGCCACAAACUUUAUGUGCCUUUUAUUAAGCCAGCAAGGGACUGGACCAAGUCCUUUCUGAACCAAAGUGCCAGACAAGCUUUGGGGUCCAAAAGCUGGUAGUGUGACCGUCCUUUCCCCAAAGUGGGGACAUUAAAAUUCACUGUGCUGUGUG